AUGCUGAGUGUCAUUAGCUGGGCCUACUACAAAGCUGAAUGCCAAGACGACGACUCGUCCACGACAACGUUCUAUCCUUACGAUGAAGAUCAUCCUGAUCUUACUUUGGAUAAUGGCAGUGCCAGUGGUAAUGGCUCUUCCACUCCCGUCGGUCUGACCGCUGGAGGCAUCGCGUGGUAUUACGUCGCCGAAAAUGCAACCAUCUUCAGCAAACGCCUCGGAUCUCUUCGAAAAGAGUGCAGCAAGGACAUCGAAUUAGUUUUCGUCGAUGCUCCCCAUGCCAUCCAAACGGCUGAUCUACGUGCCAAUGCGUCACACACUGAGUUGAGGGAUUUUGAUCCUACUGAUGGCCAGCAUAGAAGAGAAAAGUUGGAACACAUUGCUGUUCUCAAAAAACCUCAGUCAUAUCCUUCAUUUCUCAUUGACAACCAGCUGCCUCAUCCCUCUUUACAAAAAUUCUUUUGGGGAUAUCAGAAAAUCAACAUUGAGGAAUAUGAUGGGGGUGAGAUGUAUGAUCUGAAGUUUCUGGUUGAGUCUUACCAGUGUUUUAUAUAG
Messenger RNA from Guyanagaster necrorhizus, 555 nucleotides. RefSeq lists its product as uncharacterized. The transcript has 9 exons. NCBI's taxonomy places the organism in Eukaryota, Fungi, Basidiomycota, Agaricomycetes, Agaricales, Physalacriaceae. The coding region runs from base 1 to 555 and encodes 184 amino acids. The record is from RefSeq and is a predicted model, not a curated record.